This is a messenger RNA of Clupea harengus (Atlantic herring), 1052 nucleotides long. Its product is annotated as diamine acetyltransferase 1-like. NCBI's taxonomy places the organism in Eukaryota, Metazoa, Chordata, Actinopteri, Clupeiformes, Clupeidae. Gene Ontology annotation, molecular function: spermidine binding; diamine N-acetyltransferase activity. The record is from RefSeq and is a predicted model, not a curated record.
UAAGAAACAAAGAAAGCCAGCACAGCUGAAUCAGACAGCACUACUACUGCAUGCAAUCUCCCUUCAACGGGGUCAGGAUCCCGGACUGCGGAGGGUAAAACUCCUUAGAAGCGGAUGAAGAAACUCCUUUUGCUUCGGUUCACAUACAGAGGACUUUCCCUCAGAAAAGGGAAAAAGAGUAAAAGAAGAAAAUGGCAAAUUUUAAUCUGCGCAAAGCCGAACCAAGUGAUGUACCAGACAUAUUACGACUCAUAAAGGAACUUGCUAAAUACGAGGAUAUGGAGGAGAAAGUUAUUUUGACCGAGAAAGAUUUGCUGGAGGACGGAUUCGGAGAUCACCCAUUCUAUCACUGUAUUGUUGCUGAAGUGCCAAGAGGGCACCAGACUGGGAAAGAUCAUGCGGUAAUUGGAUUUGCCAUGUACUACUUCACUUAUGAUCCUUGGAUUGGAAAAUUGCUCUACCUCGAGGACUUCUUUGUGAUGGAGGAAUACAGGGGUUUUGGAAUUGGGUCUCAAAUCCUGAAGCAUCUCAGUCACACUGCAGUGAAGACCCGCUGCAGCAGCAUGCACUUCAUCGUUGCGGAAUCCAAUAAGCCAUCCAUCGAGUUCUACAAGCGACGUGGGGCUUCUGACCUGUCACGCGAGGAAGGCUGGCGUCUGUUCAAGAUCGGCAAGCAGCACCUCCUCAAGAUGUCAACCGAAGAGUGAGCGAGCUGGCCCUGGCAUUUGGCCAGUCAUGAAUGCAGGAGGACUCUUCACUGGUUCCUCUGGUUCUGUGGGGGUUUUUAAUGAUCAUAUUUUAGUUUUUAUUCUUUUGCAGUGAAAUUGUAACCAUAUAAUGGCUAGAUUCAUUAACCAUCAUUAGUCAUGUUUUAAAUUAAAUUGAUCAGGAUCUUAUGAUUUUUUUUUUUGGUUUUAAUAUUUGAAAACCUACUGAUUUAUUUAGUCUUCUACAAAUCAUUCACUAAUGUGUUCCAGGAAGGUUUUUCAUGUAUUGCCUUAUGCUAGAAUGUAUUAAUAAUUAGGCAGGGAAUAAAAAAAGGACUAAAGUCA